Molecule: messenger RNA, 312 nt
Organism: Ectocarpus sp. CCAP 1310/34
Lineage: Eukaryota; Phaeophyceae; Ectocarpales; Ectocarpaceae
Source: the annotation of a GenBank genome assembly
CUGCCGAAAGGAGGAAAGCAGCUGCUCAUGGAGAUGGGGCUGUGGGAAGGCGAGUCAACCCUACGCGUUCACGAGUGCAGCGCGUGCAGGGCGGAAAAGGCGGCAACAAGGCAAGCCAUUACCGCCUUCAACCGCGGUGGAGAGGGGCAGCAGCAGGUGGUGGACAACACGGGGCAGGGAGAGGAGGACGGCGGAGAGGACGGGGACUCGGGUGGGAGCGGGGCAGCUGGUGAAGCAGGCAAGAGGCGUCGCUGCUGCGUCGUGCGCGUUCUGUCUGAGCUCAAGGCGUUCAGGGAGGAGCUCAACAUGGUU